Messenger RNA from Lepus europaeus (European hare), 6387 nucleotides. RefSeq names its product argonaute RISC component 4 (gene AGO4). The coding region runs from base 35 to 2698 and encodes 887 amino acids. Gene Ontology annotation, molecular function: protein binding; RNA binding. The transcript has 18 exons. The record is from RefSeq and is a predicted model, not a curated record. NCBI's taxonomy places the organism in Eukaryota, Metazoa, Chordata, Mammalia, Lagomorpha, Leporidae.
UUCGCGCCCAGCCGGCGUGGAGGACCCGCCCUCGAUGAUUUGCACCAAUCCGAAGCAGACCUUCCAUUCUAGGCCCCGCCCACUCCCGGCCCACCAAUCACGAAGCUCUUGCGGCCGGCUCCAGGAUGACGGACCUCCCACCAGCCUAUUUCAGCCACCUCGUCGUCCUGGCCUUGGUACUGUUGGAAAACCAAUUCGACUGUUAGCCAAUCAUUUUCAGGUUCAGAUUCCUAAAAUAGAUGUGUAUCACUAUGAUGUGGACAUUAAGCCAGAAAAACGGCCUCGCAGAGUGAACAGGGAGGUAGUAGAUACAAUGGUGCGGCACUUCAAGAUGCAGAUAUUUGGUGACCGGCAGCCUGGCUAUGAUGGCAAAAGAAACAUGUACACAGCACAUCCCCUGCCAAUUGGACGGGACAGGGUUGACAUGGAGGUGACCCUUCCAGGUGAGGGUAAAGACCAAACCUUUAAAGUGUCUGUUCAGUGGGUGUCAGUUGUGAGCCUUCAGUUGCUUUUAGAAGCUUUGGCUGGGCACUUGAGUGAAGUCCCCGAUGACUCAGUACAAGCACUUGAUGUUAUCACAAGACACCUUCCCUCCAUGAGGUACACUCCAGUGGGCCGUUCCUUUUUCUCACCUCCUGAAGGUUACUAUCACCCUCUGGGAGGGGGCAGAGAGGUCUGGUUUGGCUUUCAUCAGUCCGUGAGACCUGCCAUGUGGAAUAUGAUGCUCAACAUUGAUGUCUCUGCAACUGCUUUCUACCGGGCUCAGCCCAUCAUUGAAUUCAUGUGUGAGGUUUUAGACAUACAGAACAUCAAUGAGCAGACCAAACCUUUGACAGACUCCCAACGUGUCAAGUUUACCAAAGAGAUCAGAGGUCUCAAGGUUGAAGUGACCCAUUGUGGACAGAUGAAACGAAAAUAUCGAGUUUGUAAUGUGACCAGAAGGCCAGCCAGUCAUCAAACUUUUCCUUUACAGCUAGAAAAUGGGCAAGCUAUGGAAUGUACAGUAGCUCAAUAUUUUAAGCAAAAGUAUAGUCUGCAGCUGAAAUACCCGCAUCUUCCCUGUCUCCAAGUGGGACAAGAGCAAAAGCAUACAUACUUGCCACUUGAGGUGUGUAACAUAGUGGCAGGACAGCGAUGUAUCAAGAAGCUCACAGACAAUCAGACUUCCACGAUGAUCAAAGCCACAGCCAGAUCUGCUCCUGACAGACAGGAAGAAAUCAGUAGACUGGUGAAGAGUAACAGCAUGGUAGGAGGUCCUGACCCUUACCUUAAAGAAUUUGGUAUCGUUGUCCACAAUGAAAUGACAGAGCUCACAGGCAGGGUGCUUCCAGCACCAAUGCUGCAAUACGGAGGCCGGAAUAAAACAGUAGCCACACCCAACCAGGGUGUCUGGGACAUGCGAGGAAAGCAGUUUUAUGCUGGCAUUGAAAUUAAAGUUUGGGCAGUUGCUUGUUUUGCGCCUCAGAAACAAUGUAGGGAAGAUUUACUAAAGAGUUUUACAGAUCAACUGCGUAAAAUCUCUAAGGAUGCAGGAAUGCCCAUCCAGGGUCAGCCGUGUUUCUGCAAGUAUGCGCAAGGUGCAGACAGUGUGGAGCCCAUGUUCAAACAUCUAAAAAUGACAUAUGUGGGCCUACAGCUAAUAGUGGUUAUCUUACCUGGAAAGACACCAGUAUAUGCGGAGGUGAAACGUGUGGGAGACACCCUUCUAGGUAUGGCCACCCAGUGUGUCCAGGUAAAGAAUGUGGUAAAGACUUCACCCCAAACCCUCUCCAACCUUUGCCUGAAGAUAAAUGCGAAGCUCGGAGGGAUUAACAAUGUGCUUGUCCCUCAUCAGAGGCCCUCCGUGUUCCAGCAGCCUGUCAUCUUCCUGGGUGCAGAUGUCACACACCCCCCAGCUGGGGAUGGGAAGAAGCCCUCCAUUGCCGCCGUGGUGGGCAGUAUGGAUGGCCACCCCAGCCGGUACUGUGCCACCGUGCGUGUGCAGACUUCCCGCCAGGAGAUUUCCCAGGAGCUCCUCUACAGUCAGGAGGUCAUCCAGGACCUUACUAACAUGGUUCGAGAGCUGCUGAUCCAGUUCUACAAAUCUACACGCUUCAAACCCACUCGGAUCAUCUAUUAUCGUGGCGGGGUAUCAGAAGGACAGAUGAAACAGGUAGCUUGGCCAGAACUAAUAGCAAUUCGAAAGGCAUGUAUUAGCUUGGAAGAAGAUUAUCGACCAGGAAUAACGUAUAUUGUGGUGCAAAAAAGGCAUCACACACGGCUCUUCUGCGCAGAUAAAACAGAAAGGGUGGGGAAAAGUGGCAACGUACCAGCAGGCACUACCGUGGAUAGCACCAUCACUCAUCCAUCUGAGUUUGACUUUUACCUCUGUAGUCACGCAGGAAUUCAGGGAACCAGCCGUCCUUCGCACUAUCAGGUCUUGUGGGAUGACAACUGCUUCACGGCAGAUGAGCUGCAGCUCCUGACCUACCAGCUGUGCCACACCUAUGUGAGGUGCACGCGCUCAGUCUCUAUUCCAGCCCCUGCAUAUUACGCCCGGCUUGUAGCUUUUAGGGCCAGGUAUCAUCUGGUGGAUAAAGAUCACGACAGUGCGGAAGGCAGUCACGUGUCAGGACAGAGCAAUGGCCGGGAUCCUCAGGCCUUGGCUAAGGCUGUGCAGAUCCAUCACGAUACCCAACACACGAUGUAUUUUGCCUGAGAGUCUCAGAAAAAAGAACCCGUUUGGCACCUCAUGCAGCCUCAAAAUGUUUCAAAUGCCUACCACCUCUAGAGAGAGCCAAGUUGAUCGCAGGUGGUCUUCUACCAGCAGCUCGGAAUAGUUGCACUGAAUCUCUACUUUCUUUGCAGCACUAUCUGAUGCAUCAACAGAAUUGAGCCAUUUUUUUUAAAGUAAUAGAUACUCAUAGAUUGUCUUUCCUGAUGCACUGGAUGGAAUUUUUACCUCAAUGUGCAAAGGCUGAUGAGCCUGAACUUUUUAAAGGACUUUACAAGAAAGGAUUCUAUGGAAUAUUUUGCUAGCUGUGGUGUUCACCACAUCCCCGCAUCCCUCUAGUCUUACAGGAGAAGAUUGUCCCUUUUUUUCUGUUUUCAUCAAGUGGAGUAUAUAUGGAUGAGAAAAACCAAACAAUCUACUUCAGUUGAGUGUAACUAUUUACUUGUGUAUGUUCAUAGACUUUUUAAUGGAGAUUCCUGACUUCGCCACUGUAAAUGCCUUUAAUGAGCAUUACUUUUUGAAAGAUUUACAAAGUUUUAUUAGUUGUACUACUUUAUAUGAUUGAUCUCUGCAGACUUGUGCUGGUGCAAGUACAGGCUGCCAGGCAAUUUGCACUAUAUUUGGCUUCAGAUUCAGCAGGCAGUUAUCUUAUUGGAUUGACUUUUGUGAAUGUGUGACAUAAACAGAUAUAAUGCACGUCACAGUAACAGAUAACACUGCCAUGGUCCAAGUACUCAUGUUUCUCCCUAUUUGGAAAAGAAAAUAGUUUUUAGUAUUUUUCCAAGUUUUCAAAAGUGCCCAUUCUAUGCUGCUGUGUGGUUUGUUAGAUCUAAAUGAUUUUUAAACUUUUCUCAUAGAAAGUUAACUUUGGCAAUAAACAUUUUUUAAGAUCCCUCCUCUUCUGUCCCCUGACAAUGUAGUUUUCUAGAUGAGAUUUCAGUAUGAUUUUUAUUAGCUAUUUCUUAUAUAUCAUAAUCUGGCAACUUCUGACACUGGUCAGAAAAGACAUAUAUUUCCAUGCCUUUUUAAAGAAUUGUUUUUACCUCUUUUAUAGUCACAGUUGGUGUCCUGUCACUUUAUUUUAAAAUAAGCUAGAACCAGGAUGCUUCCUUAUUGGAUAGGCUUUGCCAGUCCUUAAGGUACCUUGAGUGAUGCUGCAACUCGCAAAAACGUACCAGCAUUUAGACUUUUUUUUUUUCCUGAGAAUCAAGGUUACUCACACAAUUACUUGCUUCUCUUUCAAACUGAAAUGUACUUGGUAGGUUUUCCUUCCUUUUAUUAUACUAAAUCUGUGUAGAAAAUAUUGAUUUUUCUUCAUAGAUUCUGGAUUCCGCUCACAGGGAGAUGGGAUUCGUUUCUUGUUGAACAAAGGGAGCUGAUCUAAAGCAAGCACCAGUUAAAACAUAGGGGAAAUUGUAUUCUGUAUUUAGUGUAGAUAAUAUUUUGUGAAUGGACAACAGCUACAUAUACCCUUGGCAGUUCCAGCCGGUGUUUCCCAGCCCAAAUUUUACUGACUUGGAAUUCUGUUAUCCUGGAACAUCAGGAAUGAGAAAUGGAAAGGCGGAUAAAAGGCCCCAGAGCCACACUCCAUAUAGCUGAGGAACGUGCUGGGGGAAGAGAGACACAGUGUGGUGAGAACAGUUUUCUGCCUCUGGUUGGAAGCCGCUGGUGGGGAAACACUGGAGCCGAUGGCAAAGGGUGUUUGCUUGAACUCAUGGGUCAGUCCAAAUCUCUUAAUCUAGCCUUCUCAAAAUCCCAGCAAUAUAAAGCACUGUUUUUCAUCAGUGGUGGAAACAAGCCUGUAAAUACAUUCAAGUUUACAAUUCCGCGUGCUAUUGCUCAGCAGCAGCGCCGACACUUGCUGAGCCCGGUCUCCAAGUUUUGUAAUGUGUAUUGAGCCCUAGCUCAUUGUGGUGAUGCAGAUGUCCUUGAUCUGAAGGUGAUGAGAAGAAAGCAAGUUCUGUGACUGAAGCACAACAUAGGCAGGAGUGAAGAGAUGGCAGAUGUUCGUUUCGUAAGAUUUUCCUUUUUUGCAAAUACCUCACUUGGAUAAUACAAAUCAGGACAUGUUGGUGAGGGGCUGGCUGCUGCUUUUAUUCACACUUGUUCAGGGAGAGCACAGAAAAUACCCUUCAGCAUGGCCACUCUGGACCCAAGAAGAGGAAAAGCGGAAGCUUUUGUAGAAGGAGGACUCAAUGGAGUGAAGAACUCUUGGUGGCUUCCUGGCUGGCCAGCAGGCACCUGCCCUGCACGGUAGUGCCUCUGGCUUGCUCGCUAAUAACGCACAGAAGUGUCACUUCUCACCAUCUCCUGGCAUGCACGGAACAGGGAGCAAGGCGGAGUGCAGGGAAGCCCAAACUACUUGCCUCCAUCUGGGCUCUACGCUUGACCUUGAUCUACAUAGUCUGUAAGACCUCAGUCAGUCCUUGGACUCUGGGGCAAAUCAGUGCAGUGGUGGAGGAAAAGCCAGGAGGCCUAUUUUUAUAGGAAAACAAUACCAUUAAGGGUGCAAUGUUGUCAUUUUGGACAAAAGGAAAGAAAAUGAUGAAGUAGGAUUAUUGGAAAAACUUGUUGAGGGGUGAAUCUUUAAAAGGUGAUCUCUGCAGAGUCAGAGUUGUGGCAAUACUUUUGCAAGCAAGUCUGAAUGCACAGUUUUAAUUGAAUUCGGCUCGACUAUUCAAAUAGGUAACCCCCUCAGGACUGAUUGAAUCGUUAUGCAUGUGUCAAUCAAUGGGAGGUGUGCAUUCUCUACAAGUAGUGUUAGGCUGUUGGGUUUUCUAAAUUGCAGCCUGUUUAGGCACUGUCAUGUGGUGUGAAAGAUUUAAAUGUAGCAACGCUAAUGAGUAACAAUUUAGGGAUAAGGAGCAGGGACAUUAAGAGAGUGGUGAAAAUUCAAAUGGUGAACCCAUGGUUUUGUUGUUGUGAGCCAUUGAAUCCUGAGCGAUUUAGACAGUGAGCUAGCUGGUAUAAUGUAGCCAGCAUUCUGGGCGGGCAGAACAUAUUCAUUCUUACUGUAAAUUCUAUUUGCUGCUUCCAAAGGUGAUGAUUUACAAGCAGACAUGUUCUAUACGGUCUGCAUUUUAGGAUCUGGUGCCCAGCCUAUAUCAGAGCUUAACCUACCUGGCUCAGAUACCUCUGCUUCCCAAGGGAAAAGUUAAUCUACUGGUAGAAUAAGGUUCACCCUCUCUACCCCACCCAAGCGACUCUUUGUGGAUGUGCUGUUAAGAUUUUCUUGCUCAAUAGCAAGGUGGUAGCUCUACUUUCAUUUUAAGAAAGUGGAGGCUGAGGGCAUUGUAUCAAAACUGUUUCAACUCCAAGAAUUUUUCCUUGUCAAAUUAAAGGAAAGAUCUUGUUAUUGAUGAACAUUUUCUUAUCCCUUGCUAUUGACAUAUUCAUGCUCUUUCUAUGUCUAGUGGCUGACAAUGUUUGCGUUUGUUCAUUUGAAUAAUGGUGUGAUUUCUGUUUCUAUAUUGUUAGAUUUGUAAUGUUUUAAAUUUAUUCAAUUUGGACUGGAUGUAUGUCUCUAGCAAUACGAGGUACUUUCUAAGCUAUUAAGGGAGGGGCUAUAUCCCCAUAUUGAGAAAAGAUAAUGGUUGUUUAAAUUUUGCAUUUUUUUUGGGCCUGCAGGGAUAUUUUGUGUUCAUGUGUCCAAAAAUAAAAUAAAAAUAAGACAA